AUGGAAUGGGAACAACAGCUCAAGAAGAAGUACGAGCAGCACCAAGUUCGCAUGAAGUUCGAGGUAGUACCACCAACUGCCCUCACUGAGGUGUACCAUCACAUUGAUGACUCUCUGUCGGCGACCAACAGCCUUGCCCCAAGGCUUGCACGAUUGUCUCGUGGUGUAGCAUUCGGCACAGACACACACCCGCACUGCCGUCGAUGCUCGAAGCAGUUUCCGCGCACACUACUCCAGCUUUAUGACAACCUCGUCACGCAGACGGAAUGUGCCCCAGAACGAUUCAGCGCUAUUGAGCUUUGCCAAAACCAAGCCAUUUCCAAGAACUCCCCCCCCCCACAACAGUUGUUGCGGAUUCAAAGUUAA
This is a messenger RNA of Aphanomyces astaci, 366 nucleotides long. RefSeq lists its product as hypothetical. Lineage: Eukaryota; Oomycota; Saprolegniomycetes; Saprolegniales; Verrucalvaceae. Bases 1 to 366 code for a protein of 121 amino acids. The record is from RefSeq and is a predicted model, not a curated record. The transcript has a single exon.